AUGAGGCAUCGUGAGACUUCGCGUCUUAGUGAUCCUCACAAAAUGUCUUAUGCAGGACAGGUAUUUCUUGGGCCAGAUAAUGGGAGGAUUGAUUCCGCCGGAUUGAAUUACUACGGUGUCUGCCCUGAGUUUACGACCGUUCUAUUCAAACCUGGAGAUUAUAUUGGUCUUGUAUGCGCACUGCUGUCGUUGAUCCCCCCGGCAGUUUUGAUGAUGCACCUUUCAGCAUUUUUGAGCCGAAGAACUGCGCAAGAUCUCUGGUUUGCAGGUGGACAAGUUAUGUGUGAGGGGAGUAAUUUUGUUCUAAAGCGUUUGAUGAAGCAGCCGCGGCCACAGUCUCCCGUUUUGAAUAUGCCAGAAGAGAGCUAUGGCAUGCCCUCGGCCCACUCUCAGUUUAUGGGCUUUCUUGUCGGAUAUAUGGUUGUACAAAUGUAUUUCUCUCCACACUUGCCGAAAUGGGAUCGAGUUUUUCGGAUUUCUGGUAUGUCGCUGCUUGCGGGCUUGGUAGGGUUCGCUCGAUACUACCUGUACUAUCAUUCCCCGGCGCAGGUCGCUAUGGGUCUUACGUUCGGCUUUUUGCUCGGAUCGCUUUGGUUUUUGGUGUCGGUUCCUUUACGGAAAUUUGGCGUUGUUGCAUGGGUAGUAAGUCUUUGGCCUUGUCGUCUAUUGUUGAUCAAAGACGUGGAUUAUAAUGUUAGAGAAGAAUACCAAAGCUACGUAGCCACGGUCAACAAAAGAAAAAACUGA
Molecule: messenger RNA, 747 nt
Organism: Wickerhamiella sorbophila
Lineage: Eukaryota; Fungi; Ascomycota; Dipodascomycetes; Dipodascales; Trichomonascaceae
Product: Dolichyldiphosphatase
Exons: 1
Coding region: 1-747 (248 amino acids)
Molecular function (GO): sphingosine-1-phosphate phosphatase activity
Source: RefSeq, a predicted model, not a curated record